AGGCUCCCAUUGCGGGACGAACGCAGAGGAGAAGCAGAGGCAGAGGCAAAGCACGGCACAUCGCAUCGCAUCGCAUCGCAUCACGGCACAUAACGGCACAUCACGGCACAUCGCAUCGCACCACGGGACGGGACGGCAUGGAUCCGAGCGGGUGCCCGCCGGGAAGGAAGCGAGGGAAAGGAGGGAGACUGGUGCCGAGAGAGGGACGUGUUUGCCGCCCCCGGCGCCGCCGGUCCCUUCCAUCGACCCUCCUCUUCCCCGGGCUCCCGGUGGUCCUCGUCGUCGUCGUUCUCGGUCUCUGCCACGGAAGAGCAGCGACGGCAACGAGAGCAGCAGCAGUAACAGUAACAACGGCAACCACGGCCACGAGCCCGUGGGCCUAUCCCGACCUCGAUUCCGACCUCGAUUCCGGUGCUUAUUCUUCUGCUUCUGGUUUUGCUUCUGGUUUUGCUUCUUCCACCGGCCCUCCCCCCGCUCCCCCGCCCAACUGCACCGCGUCCGGGGAGCAAGGCCACGCAGACGCCGGGGACCAAAUCCACGACCGGCUGGAGUGCUUUCUCUGGAACCUGGAAAUCCCCGUUCCCGACCAGGCCUUCCAGAAGGACUGGAUCACCGUUGCGRUCCACGACGUGGUCUGCACCAACGUCCGGGUGUCGGGGCUGGACCUGGAACGCCUGCCGCCUUCCGGACCCACCCGUGCCCGUGCCCGUGCCCACGCGCGGGCACCACCGCAAACACCACCACGGACGCGGGACCAGACCGAUUGCCAGACCGAUUGCCGGGCACACAGCCGGGCACAACCACAACCACAACCACAACCACAACCACAACCACAACCACAUUCAACUUCACAACCACAACCAACCCACGGGCCCAUCCCCCCCGCACCCGCACCGGCAGAGAGGGUCUCCUUCCUGGGGGCCUCGGUGCGGGGGAUCUCGGUCACCUGCAAGGGGCGCUACCGUGCCACGGGGGGCCUGGAGGGAGACCUGCGGGCCACAAUACGGGAAAAGGGGCCCGGCGGAAGGUCCUCCCCCGCCCUGGAGGCCGUCUUUGCCCUGGAGGGCCGGAGKGAGACCYWCGGAAGAAGGCCCGCCCCCUGUCUCCCGGCCGGCUUUCGGACGGACUCCUGCCGCGCGGAGCUGGAGUGCUCGUCCGUCGACUUCUCCGGCUCCGCGAGCGCAAGGCUGGUACGGGCCUUUGCCGGGCCGAUCGCCCGCUUCGUCACKGGUGCGCUGGGGGAGAGGGCCUGCCCCCUCCUGGAGGCCUCGGUCGAUCCCGUUCUGGUGUCGGCCCUGCGCCGCUGGGACGACUGGGYCCGGCCCUACCUGGACGACGGCGRGWACSRCGGCGGGAACYKCGGUGGAGGCUUUGUCGCCGCGGAACCACGGGCCGCCAACRCRUCCUCCGCGUCCCACGGUGUCGCGGACUAUCCGGUGGUCCGGGGGGCGCUGGCCUCUGCCAACAAGCAGCUCUCGGAACACCUGCAAACCGGGUGGAUCCCCUGGACGAACGAUCGGGGAACCGAGCCCCCGAGCGGGUGCGCCGACGCCUUUCGGGGGAUCAGCGGAUGGAUCGGCUCUCUGCUGGGGCCCAGGCCGGAGUUUCGCCUCCCGCCGUUCUUCCGUCGCGUCGUCCUUCCCUUCGCCGGCGGGAAAGCCGUCCUGAACCUUUCCGAGAUGGCCCUGGAGGGGCUGGACCGGAUGGACGCCCUGGGCAUCCUGGAUCCGUCCCUUCCACAAGGGUUGGCCGCAGGCGACUCCUUCACCGGUGCCUUGCUCCACACAAGAUGCAAGACGACCCGGGGAUUUUUCGUGGUGCUGCCGGUGGAACUGGAGAUCCACCUUCCRCCACCAACCGGCCCCGAUCUCYCGGCCCCUCCCGUCYUGUUGGAAUCCUUCGUGCUGGCCGUCAACCUUACGCGCAUCGAGACGUCGCUCGCGAGCCUCGCAAGGGUCGUGGACUGGGAAUCGACGAGCCUCCUCUCKGUCGUCGUUGCCCUGGAGCGCUAUUCGGAGACGGGGGACCCCUCCGACCUGGCCUGCCUGGUGGGGACCCUGGACGCCGUAAAGGUCGUGGCCCGGCGCGGGGACGACAGCAACAGCCACAGCAACACCAACAGCAACACCAACACCAACCACACCGAGGCGUCCGAGCCGCUGUGGUGGAUCCGAAGCGUGGUACUCGACUCGGUCCGCCUGUCGCGCGGCCCCGAAUCGACGCCGCCUUCGCAUGCGCUGGGGGCCGGCCUGGACCGCGCCCUCAACACCGUGCUGGAGCUCCUGGUGGAGGACUACCAACCGCUGUGGACGCAGCUGGCACGGGGGCUGCUGCGCGGGCCCGCAGCGGACGCCCUGAACGCCCUGGUCCGGGACUGGAUCCAGCGCCACUCGCCCGGCCGCUCGGCCGGAACCGAGGAAUGCCUUCCGGGGGAACACGGCGGGGGUGGCCCGGUGGCGGGAACCGGCCGCUGGGCCGAUCUCACCCGGCUCGAGGCACUGUACGGGUUCAACCGGUGGCUGGAACGCCCGCACACCAGGMAAUUCCUGAACGGGUUCCUCUCGUGCCUCGCGGAGGCCGCCGAGGCCGGCUUCAACGGCGARCACGGGGAAAAGGCCCACCUCCAGGGGGUGGCUCGUGCUCGUGCUCGUUCUCGUUCUGCCGGUGUCGCGGUCGGUUUCCGGAGCGGUGUUCCCCGGCAACUGGCCAACGACCACGCUGCCGGCGGCGGUGCGUCCGAGGCGUUCGUCCUCGGGUUUCCAAAACUGGUGCUCAAGAACUGGGAUUCCCUCUUCAAGCUGCAGCUGCUGAAACCCUCGGCCGAGAACCGCUUGGAGUCCUCGCUCGUCUUUGGCCGGAUCCCCCCGGGGGAAACGGAUUUUUCGGCCGRGCCGAUCGAUGGGCCCGCCGAGCCGGCACCCAAGAGUCUCCCGGAGGCCACCCUUGUGUUCGACGCGUACGCGGGUGACGGGGACAACUCGCCUCUGGGCAAGCUCAACCUGACYCUGUUUGGAAGCCUGGAAACAAAUGCCGAGAUAAACCUAGACUACGACCUCGAUCGAUUGGRGAACCUGACGGUCUCUCGUGUGCUGGAAGAUAUCGGUUGCUCCCUCCUGCCGGCCGUGCAAGCCAGAAUCUUGCCGGGAACCACAAACCUCGGYGGGUACCUGGGAGCGAACCUGACGGUUGCUUUGGCAGACGGAAGAAACCUUUCGCUGUCGACGAACGAUUAUCCGGGGUUCGCGGAGAUUGGCAGCGAAACAUCUGCGUGGUUCCUAGARUUCUUUCGAACCGCGGCAAACCACGCGAUCGAGAGAUGGAUCGGGGUUUCGAUCCACGARUGCGCCGGGGGGUCUCCGGUGGACACCGGCAGCCGGGACGACAGCGGAAACAGAAAGACCUGGUGGAUUGGCCUGGGCCUGGUGGUUUCCGUGGCGCAGCUGGGCUUGCUGUUCUUCGUUGCUCGCACCCAKGGGGAAGACGGCCGCAGCCGYGGGGUGUUGCGCGAAGCAGAUGGCUCACACGACGAAGCUGCUGCAUCUCAUCACCUACCGCUGCUUUCGUCGUAUCAAGAACUCAUGACCGAUCCAAUAGAAGCAAAGGAGGAGCGAAACAACUCCAUCGAUGACUUUAUCAUAAGGGACAUUUGCGAGGAAUGGAACGAGGAAGAGAUCUCCCAGGGCAUUCUGGAAGACCAACUCGUCGACGAAGCCCGCAAUCCAGAGGAUCCAAAGACAUCGAUUUUCGACUCGGACCAAAUUCCCGAAGCCAUCAAAUCCUUGGUUCCGGCCGCGAUCAUCGGCACGGCGGUUCUCUUGGUCUCGAGCAACGCCUCUGCCGGGGCGUCCGUGGAUCUAUCCGUGCGGGUCGGGUUGCACGCGAUGGAUUUUYCGGGUCUGUUUCGAUUCGGUCUCGGCAGCACUCUGUCGGAAUUGUAUUUUGCGGGUGUUUAUCCGCUGCUGGGUUUGGUGCUUGGCUUUAGCGGAAUAUUGCCGUACGCCAGGGUGAGUUUUUUGCUGUCGUGACGAGCCUGAAUUGCUCCUCCAUUUGCAGAGUACGUGCACCUCAAAUUCUUUUCCUCCCCUUGACGAAGCUCUUUUUAAUGCUCAAUGCUUGGAUGACACCMAGUUUGGAUCAACACCGACGAGAAAAGAACCUACUGACCAUGGAUUCCAUUGGGCGAUUCUCUCUUGUUCACACRUAUGUGUUGAUCUUACUUCUCGUUGUAUUUCGGUUCCACUCUGAGUUCGGCGACGGUCUYGGCGUUGACGUCMACGUUUCCAUGRCAUACGGUUUCUUCUCUUUCCUUGUUGCUACAUGCCUCUCUUUGRUCUUGGGYCACGCAACACUUAUUUUYCA
Molecule: messenger RNA, 4359 nt
Organism: Pseudo-nitzschia multistriata
Lineage: Eukaryota; Bacillariophyta; Bacillariophyceae; Bacillariales; Bacillariaceae
Source: the annotation of a GenBank genome assembly